AUGGCGGACAGGGAUGAGAUGUUCUCACUCUCCACCUUCCACUCCCUCUCUCCUCCAGGCUGCAGGCCUGCCCAUGACAUCAGUCUGGAGGAGUUUGAUGAUGAGGAUCUGUCUGAAAUCACAGAUGACUGUGGAAUAGGACUCAACUACGACUCUGAUCCAUACGAGAAGGACUGUCUGAUUCUGGAGAAGAGCGAUAUUCACCACCAGGUCUGCUCCUUCCAGGAUGACUUCCAGGAGUUUGAGAUGAUCGAUGACGAGGAUGAGGAAGAUGAGGAUGAAGAGGUGGACCCUGACGCUCCACCCUCCCCCUCCGCUUCCCUUCCUCCUUCCCCUACCCUGGGCACGCUGAAGAGCCGGCCCACCACCCUUAACCUCACCACCACUCUCUCUCUCUCUCAGGACUCAUUGAACAACAACAGCAGUCUUUCUCCAAAGAAGGGCAGCUGGCAGCACUCUCUACGCAAGCCCACCUCACAAGGCCGUCUGUCUCCAGCCCACUCUUGUCUGGAAGAUGGGAGCCACGUGACAGGCCAGUGCCCUUCCCAAACAGCCCCCCAGGCCCCAGCGUCCCAGAGCAAAGGUACCCCCUCCAAACAGGCAGGGGAUGGUGGCCACCCCCAGUCCCCUCGCAGGCCCCUCUGCGACAUGGAUGGCUCCUUCGGUCAACACAAGUCUCACCUGGGCUCUGACGAGGUCAUUAACUCCUCAGCCGACCACGAGGUCGACCACGACCUCAACAACGCUGACCACAACCACAAAAGUUCACGGUCCUGCAUGUCCACCCAGCGACGUCCCACCGACACCUACACGGUCAAUACUAAGUCAGGCCUGGACCUGGAACUGGAAAACGACCCAGACGGGACCAGCCGAUGCCUGUCCUCCACUGCUCCCAUUGGGGGAAAUGACGGAGCUGACACCCCUCUGUCAGGUGAGGAGCUGGAGAAAGAUUUUGACGUAGAGUUCAUGUGUAAGGAGACCUAUGACAUGGCAUGUAAGGAGAACCAGAGCUCAGUCUACGUUGAGUUCCCCUCCAUCGAGCCCUGUGAGCUGGCUUCUUUCUCCAGCUAUAUGCCAUCAAGCCGCUCCGAUGUUCUCGACCAAUCCAGAAGCACUGACCAGAGCGAGCUUCCAGCUACAGCCAAUGAGGCGGCCAAUGACUCCACCUCUCCGUCCUCGGACCCUGGCAUCGCUGACAUGAACGCCAAGCGGUGCUACGCUACCUCAGACCAAGAGCAUGACCUGAGCUCUCCCGGGUCAGAAUCAGACAUUGAGGGGGAGCUGGAGGCAGCGUUUGCCUGCGGAGGACCCCUGGUCUCCAAUAUGAUCUCCUCCAUCUCAGAGACAGAGCUGGAUAUGACCAGUGAUGACAGUAGUAGUGGACGCUCCUCCCACCUCACCAACUCCAUCGAGGAGGCCAGCUCACCCACCUCCGACCAGGAACUGGGCCCUGACAACGAGUUAGAACAGGACAGCAGCAUUGUGGGAAUGAAGGUAUCGCUCCUCCUUGGCCACCCAGACCCCAUCAAAGCCCUGCCCACACCCCCGCGCUGUGAGGACAGAAUCUCCAAACAGAUGGUACUCCAGAUAGAACCCGACCACAGCCUGGAGAGCUUCAAACGCUCCUUCUACCUGCCAGUGGGACCCAGACUUAUACCCACUCACGCUGACGACUACGACGUUAACAGUGAGGGAGAGUCCGAGUCGGAGAGCGAGGACGAGCUGAGCGAGAAUUCAGACUCACCCUGGUUGCUUAACAACCUGGUGAACAAGAUGAUCUUGGAGGGGUCUUAUCCAAUUAGCUGUCCCGAGGACUGUUUCAAGAGGUCAGUGUCCGUCUCGGACACCAUCUCACCUUCCUCAGACAUCGAGCCAGACACGUUCACCGACGCUGCGGGUGAAAAAAUGCUGAAAUCUGGGACGAAGGAAUCGAAGGAUAAAAAAGGUAAGGGUCUGAGGAAGGAGUGGAAGGAGAGAGAGAAGAUGGAGAAGAGUGCAGAGCUGCCCAAAUGGAAUACAGGGAAAGCCAACGAUCGAUUUGGCCCCUGUCUGUACAAGAGCAAUCCCACAGCUGACACCAUCAGACCGGUGAUCGUGGAGCGUUAUGGCAACAGGGUAUCCACAGACAACAAUCACACUCAGGACUCUGAGAAAGAAAUCACCAGCCCUAAAUCAGGCAAAAACACCAAGAGGAAGGAUGAAAAAGAGGAUGAUGAUGAUACUGUGGAGCCCAAUAACGACCUGAUGAUGCUGGAGGAGAGGAAGGAGCUGGACCCUCCCAGUCUGAGUGAGAGCGUGGCGAUUGACAAGGACGAGGGCCGCGAGACAGAGGCCAAGCCCACCGGACGUUCUACGGCCUCCCUGGAACGCAUCACCACGGUCAAACACAGCAUGACCCUGGACAUCCCCACAGCCCAGACCAACCGAUGCUUCAGCCUCACCUACUCCACUGACAACGAUGAGGAAGAGGGAGACUCCUCCCCGUUCCUGAGCUGCCUGAGGAAGCAGUCAUCCUACGACCUCCCUCUGCGGUCCCAGCCGGAUGACGACGGUCUGGCAUACGACUCUAUGAAGUACACUCUGGUGGUGGAUGAGAACACUACACUGGAGCUGGUCAGCCUCAGGAGAUGUACCUCUGUGCUGAGUGAUGACAGUGAGCUGUCUACACUGUGUGAUGAUGACCCUCUGGGGAUGGGGGAGGUGGGGUACUUCCGGGGGAACGGAGGGGUGCGGCCAGAACUCCUCAGCUCGUCAGAAGACUCCUCACCUGAGGCUGACAUGCACUUCUCCAAGAAGUUCCUCAACGUGUUUGUCAACAGCACCUCACGAUCCUCUAGUACAGAGUCAUUUGGGCUGUUCUCCUGUACCAUCAACGGAGAGGAGAGGGACCAGACACACAGGGCUGUAUACAGGUUUAUCCCUAGACAUGUGGAUGAGUUGGAGCUGGAUGUGGACGACCCUCUGUAUGUCGAGGAGGAGGAGGAUGACUACUGGUACAGAGGCUACAACAUGCGGACGGGAGAGAUGGGGAUAUUCCCUGCCUUCUAUGCCCAUGAGGUCAUAGGGCAGUUCAAGGAGAUAAUGGGAGUGAAGAGGAACCCAGCCUGGAUGGACAGUUUCAGCGUUCAGUUCCUGGGUUCUGUGGAGGUGCCCUAUCACCAAGGCAAUGGUAUCCUCUGUGCCGCCAUGCAGAAGAUUGCGAUAGCGCGGAAGCGGACGGUCCAUGUGAGACCCCCCUCUCUGUGUGAGCUGGAGAUUAGUUUACAAGGGGUUAAACUGGUGAUGAGCCUGGAGGACGAAUAUGACACUUUGGAUGAGUUUGACAGAUGUAGUCACUUCUUCCAGAUGAAGAACAUCUCUUUCUGUGGAUGCCAUCCCAAAAACAAUUGCUACUUUGGCUUCAUUACUAAACACCCCAUGCUGAACAGGUUCGCAUGCCACGUCUUUGUCUCCCAGGAGUCAAUGCGGCGUGUGGCCGAGAGUGUUGGACGGGCUUUCCAGGAGUAUUACCAGGAGCACCUGGAGUACGCCUGCCCCACCGAAGACAUCUACCUGGAGUAG
This is a messenger RNA of Salvelinus namaycush (lake trout), 3561 nucleotides long. Its product is annotated as C-Jun-amino-terminal kinase-interacting protein 2-like. Lineage: Eukaryota; Metazoa; Chordata; Actinopteri; Salmoniformes; Salmonidae. The coding region runs from base 1 to 3561 and encodes 1186 amino acids. Gene Ontology annotation, molecular function: protein binding. The transcript is spliced from 15 exons. Gene Ontology annotation, biological process: regulation of JNK cascade. The record is from RefSeq and is a predicted model, not a curated record. Gene Ontology annotation, cellular component: cytoplasm.